AUGCGUCCGGGCCGUGCAGAGCCCUUCACGCCGCCAGCGAGGAGCAAGGUGUCUCAAGCUCCACCGCCUUCUGCGCGAGUUCAACCUGCAAAGCCUCCGGCGGCAGCGCAGGCGAAGCUGCAGCCGACCCCGACCGCAGCGCCGAAGGUGCAGCCGAAGGCCCCUCCGGCCUCCGCCGCAGUAAAGACAUCUGGGCCAGGGCCGGAGACCGCGUCAGAGUCAAAGCCUCACGGACAGCUGGGCAGUGAGAUGCCAUCUCAGCGAGCAUCUCUCCAGUGGGAGCGGCGCUGGGCAUCCUGGCGAAAAAAGGCAGUUGAAGUCGGCGCCUGCAUCUGGGCUGACAUAAGGGUUGAGGGCGAAGCUUCGGUCUCUAAGCUGAAAAGGGAGGUCACCACGAAGCUGACUGAAGCUUUGGGCGCUGAAGCUGUGGUGUCCAUCCUGGCGGAGGACUUCGACAGCACCCGGCGGCUCUUCGUUUGCCUCCUCGCGAAGGCAGAAGAGUGUACUGAGCUGCGUAGCACAUGGAGAAGCCUGAAGCUUUUGGAUGGUGUGACGGUGAGCUGGCGGGAUACCCUCGACACUGCCUCUCACAACCAUGUCCCUUACCUGAGAGAGAGCUGGAAUCCCAAAAAGCUUCCAGUCGAUUCCGUCAGCCUUACGUUACCCGCGCACUGGGCCUUUGAGAAAGGGAAGCUGCCAGACAAGCCACCUGUUGCUUGUGCCGCUGGCAGCCACUGGCAUGACUUUGCUCAAGUCUUUGGCGAGGUCAUGGAGGCUAGCUUUGCGUGGUAUGGGGAGGCCACUGAGACAGUGCAGCUGGUGGUGCGCUAUGUGAAGGGUGGGCCAAAGUCUGCAUACUUGAAGCUCACAGGGCGCUGCUUGCACAACCCCCUGUCAGGAAAGCCAGGCAAGAGGGAUCUAUUCUUGGUGCGUGCAGUCUACGGAACUUACGGAAAUCUACUCAAGCGUGUCACAGAGCAGGCGGGUAAAAAGUCAAAAUUUUGGCUUGAUGGGAUCACAUCAGAACUGCCACCGCGGCCAGAAAGCGCAUCUGCUGGCCCGAUCUUCGAGUUGUUCCCGCUCCAGUCCUUCUCUGCCGCUGCUGCAAAGAAGCGUCUUCUCAUAGCACCGUGGGGAGCUUCCCACUUUGUGCUUGGGAGUUCAAUGCAAUGUGACCUUCAUAUCUUCCAUGAUGGCAUAUCAAAGGAGCAUGCGGAGCUUUCUUUGAUGGUUCCAUGGAAGCAGCACGCUGCUGCACACCUCUCUGUGUUCGUCACAGACAAGUCCAAAAAUGGCACAUAUGUCAACGGGCAGCGCAUAGCCAAAGACGCUGUCUUGCAGCUCAGAGAGGGGGACAUCCUGCGCCUGGCAGAUGUACCUACCUAUGCCACCGGGCCGAAAGUGCGUCUUCGUUCUGCGCCGGUUUCCUUCCAUCGAGGCUGCAAAGGAUGCACCGCCACCCGCGAACUGGCAUUCGGAUGCCACGGAGUUCGAGGUGCCUGCGUGUCCCUCGUUCAUCAGGGACAUCAAGAGGAAAGCCAAAAAGGAAGCAAAAGGCAAAGAGGAACUCUGGGACGAGGUGCCUCAACUGCCUCCACCAGAGGCACUUUGGCUGCAGUGGGGAAACUCCGUGCCUCUCCCCUUUGUCUUUACAUCAACGUACUGUGCUGUUCAAUCGAACAACCCGUAAUGACGCUCAGGGGAAGGUGUGCUCUGGUCUCCAGUUCAAGUUGCGUGUGGUGA
Messenger RNA from Symbiodinium sp. CCMP2592, 1743 nucleotides. NCBI's taxonomy places the organism in Eukaryota, Dinophyceae, Suessiales, Symbiodiniaceae. The record is from the annotation of a GenBank genome assembly.